UGACCGUCCUCAGUCACCUGAGCAGGAAACUGGGCGGGAUUACCUCUGUCUCCUCCAGUGAGUUCUGCUGUGUCCUUGCCCUGUACCCAGGUGGCAACAUUCGUGGGUCCUGUGACGGCCAUCCCUGUCCUGCUCUUCUCGGGGUUCUUCGUCAGCUUUGACACCAUCCCAACUUACCUGCAAUGGAUGUCUUACAUCUCCUACGUCAGGUACGGCUUUGAGGGUGUCAUCCUCUCCAUCUAUGGCUUGGACCGAGAAGACCUGCACUGCGACAUUGACGAGACGUGCCACUUUCAGAAGUCGGAGGCCAUUCUGAGAGAGCUGGACGUGGAGAACGCCAAGCUCUACUUGGAUUUCAUCGUGCUUGGGAUCUUCUUCAUCUCCCUGCGCCUCAUUGCCUAUCUUGUCCUGAGGUACAAAAUCCGAGCAGAGAGGUAAAACGCCCAGAUGCCAGGAAAGAGGCAAAUCAGUCGUGUGGCCAAGGGCUCUGCUGAAUAAUGGCAGGGCACCUGCACCUGGUGACACAGAGACUAUCCUGACCUAACCUGGAGACCACAGCGGUUGAUGGUAUCCGGUGUUCAACUUCUCUGCCCAGCCGGGCUGGAUCUUCCCUCCUUUACUUUUUCUAGCUUUAAAACUAGGAAGAUGUAGGAAGGUUUGCUUUUUUACAUGCAGAAUUUAAAAUACCACGGCUGGGGCAGAAUUUAAUCCUGCAACACAGCUGGUGACAAAAGGCUUCCUUGGAGAAAUUCCACCUGAUGUCCAGGUCGCAUCUGUCCUGGCUGAGGAAUUUCGCUGGGAAGUUCAAUGUCUUGGGAAAGAAAGUUUAAGUGUGGCGUGACUCCAUUUUGUGACUGUCGUUUCUCACCGUGUCAUCUUUUUCAGUUUCGUCUCUUUUCUGAUGGAAGUUACCUUCGGAGCCAAAGUCGAUAAAUUUCACUUUUUUUUAAAGUGUAUCUUUUGAAUAAUUGUUGAGGAGUUUUUCAGGGUAAAUAACAUAACUUCGAUAAGAGAAGGAAUGGGUUGGGCCUAGCCACUGAGCGGGUCUCACUUACACACACCUGAGGAAGGUGCCCCGAGUGCAGGGAGACCAGAAUACUGGCUGCACUUGACCGACUAAGAGUGAUACAAUCAGUCAUAAGGGAAUUCGAACAGGUCCUUCAUGACCCGUUCUUUUCUAUAUGGGUGUCAUUUUAAACAAAACAGAUUAUUUCUUGCUAACUUUCUGAGUACUUUCAUUUUGCCUAAAACGUGUGCAGAACACCCACCAUGUUGAUUUUUAAAGACCAAGUUCCCUUUCCUAGCAUAUCACAUGAGCUACCUCCGGGGAGCGUGGAGGCCGAGCUUUGGGGCAACCCGGGCAGUGUGAGCCAUGGGCCAGCUGGACAGGCGGGGAGGUGCCAGUGGAUGUCACCUUUAGGGAAAUGCAACUGCUUCCUCCCUUCAGAGCACUGUUGUCCUAGCGGUCGGGUCGGGUCGGGGCCUCCUGUGAAAGAGUGUUUUGUGAGAUCAGUUAACCUCUGCAAGCUCUGUCUGUAAAUGACUGCACUCGGUCAUGUUCGGCUCCGACAGGUUGUGAGGUUGUGAACCUGAUACGUUCAUUCCCUACUUACAGAGAAUGAGGAGGGUCUGGGUUUUACUUGUGUGUGGAUUUGGUUUGGAAAUACAUGGCAGUCCAUUCCAUUUUAUUAUCACAGCUUUUUUAGUAAAUGCAAUUGAAAUAUAUAUUAAAAGUGAAAAUUUAAAU
Messenger RNA from Castor canadensis (American beaver), 1747 nucleotides. NCBI's taxonomy places the organism in Eukaryota, Metazoa, Chordata, Mammalia, Rodentia, Castoridae. The record is from RefSeq and is a predicted model, not a curated record.